This is a messenger RNA of Branchiostoma floridae (Florida lancelet), 2126 nucleotides long. RefSeq lists its product as uncharacterized. Gene Ontology annotation, molecular function: protease binding; death domain binding. The record is from RefSeq and is a predicted model, not a curated record. Gene Ontology annotation, biological process: regulation of apoptotic process. Bases 577 to 1857 code for a protein of 426 amino acids. NCBI's taxonomy places the organism in Eukaryota, Metazoa, Chordata, Leptocardii, Amphioxiformes, Branchiostomatidae. The transcript is spliced from 2 exons.
UCACCAGGUAACACAUCACAUCACAGUUUCUACAAAGGUCUAAUAAAUUGACAAAUAAUUGCCUUGUCUACUUUCUUAAUGCCGUGUCUCAGAGUACUAACAAAGUGACUGAGCAAAUAUUUCCAACUGUUUUGUAUACACACACUGUUGAGAAAGCAAAAGUUUGCGCCUGAAAAGACCGCAGUAAUUGAGUAAGCAAUGCUGUGUUCUUCUUUCCCACGCCAUGACAGUUACACAAUAGGUUCUAACUCUUAAACAAACGAGAUAAAUAUAGAGAUACAGACAUGCGCAGUUUGAGGGGUGUACUUUGCACAGGUAGACCUGGUUCUGUUGUGUUGAGUCAACAGUGCAAAACGGUCCCCAGCAACGGGGAACAGACAACACAGAAAAGACACCAGACCUGACAAGGAAGAAAAUCCCUUUCCUUAACUCUGCAGCUCAAAAGCUUGAAGGAUGCAGAAACUUAAAGAAGAUGUGGUAUUUUUCUACUCCUCUUGCUUGUGAUGCUCCAUGUCAAUCCUGAGAAGUACUUCAAAGGUUUGAAACUUUGAGAGACAAAACGGAAAACUUUCCAAAAUGGAGGAAAGGGACGUGGAACUUUUGCGAGAUCACCAGCGCGACAUCGUGAAUAAUCUCCGUGUACGAGACAUCAAGUCCUACCUAAUCGAAAAGAAGGUCUUCAACUCCGACAUGUUUGAAGAGAUACAAAUGGAGCCAACGAGAAGGCAACAAGCUGAAAAGUUUCUAGACCUGCUUGUUUUGAGGGGUCCCGAUGCCUUUGGACACUUCUGUGAUGCUCUCAAAAUCGACUACAAUUUCCUCUUUGAAAAACUCACAACGGAUCAAAAGAAAACACCAGAUCAAUCAUCGCUCAAGGAGGAAAACAAAAGACUGAAAAAUGACAACGUAUCAAAAGGAAGGAAACUUGCUGAGGUUUCCAAAGUGUUGUCUUUUCUGUACCAAACGUUGGAAAACAUUGAAAAGGAGCUAUCUGAAGGGGUGUCAUAUGACGAUGUGAUCAAGCUGGUUAAGAAAGGAAUGAGGAAGCUGCAUAAACACCUGCCACUGUCCAGACUUCAAAACAGACGUUCACCAAAGGAGAAAACAGUUUCUGCUCCAAAUAUACAACCUGACAAGAGUAAAGACACCACCACAAAUGUGAACGACAAAAUCAUGACCAAACCGCAACAAACCAAGAGCAGUACAUCAACACUGUUAAGUUCAUCAGAAACUACCGAGAGGACACUAAGUCAGCACUAUACAAAGCAAGAUGCUAAGAAAAGAGAGGGGUGUGAUGAUCUGUCAACUAUCUCAUCUUCAACAGCCUCCCAACCUUCAUCUGAAGAGAACUCAGGGAUGUCAAAAGUACCCUACCAGCAAAGCUUUGAAGGGCUAAUACGUGACAAGCUUCCUACCAAGUCAGAAAAAGAAAGCAACCUCCCCCCUGCACCCAUUAUCUGGAAGGCUAGACAGCAAGUAUCAAAAACAGGAACCAGUCAAACAAAAGAACCAAAAGAUUACACAGAGGCAAAGCACAAACAAGAAAGGACUGGUUUCACAAACUCUUUGUUUACUUCUGAGAGUCAAGGAACGUCCAACACUGUUAACCCAUACAGAGGUAGAAGACACUCUCUUCAACGAACACAGAUACAACCGUUUGGUCAGAUCAGAGUUUCUGGUUUUAAAACUAGUGGUGGUGUGGUCAACAACACUAGUUCAUAUCCUGCACAUGCGUUUCAGCCAAUCCAGGUUCAGGCCUGGAAAACAAGAUCUAGAGAAGAUGCUAGAAAAGAAGAUCAACCUACGCUUGCGCAGAAAAGAAACUUGCAAAAAAGCCAAUCUCUUCCCAAACUUUAAGGUUUAGUUGAAAAGGAUGUAGCUUACUACAUGUAAGCAAGGAGGUUAAAAAGCAUAGCUGAACCUUGCUCAAGCAUUUUUCUGUUUGAAAUAAAGCAGUGAAAACUUCUAAGUUUACAUGUGUACAUGUUAGUAUAGGACUUACAAAGUCUUGAUGUGUCUGCCUUGACUGCUACAUUUGAAUGACUGUACAUUGUACAAGUUUUGUUAACACUGUUAGAAUCAACACAAUUUCUUAGUUCAUGUGACAUGUUUACCAUGUGCUAUUU